Eremomyces bilateralis CBS 781.70 is the source of this 1038-nucleotide messenger RNA. Its product is annotated as hydroxymethylglutaryl-CoA lyase. The transcript is spliced from 2 exons. The annotation marks the transcript as partial. Lineage: Eukaryota; Fungi; Ascomycota; Dothideomycetes; Eremomycetales; Eremomycetaceae. The record is from RefSeq and is a predicted model, not a curated record. Gene Ontology annotation, biological process: ketone body biosynthetic process; L-leucine catabolic process. Gene Ontology annotation, molecular function: hydroxymethylglutaryl-CoA lyase activity.
AGAAGCUUUGCGAGCAUUGCGACUCCAAGCAGCGACGAUCAUGUCGAGAUCAUCGAGGUCGGGGCUCGCGAUGGGCUACAGAACGAGAAACAGGCGAUUCCCUUGGAGACGAAAAUUAAGCUCAUAGAACGGUUGGCGCAAACAGGACUGAAGACCAUCGAGGUAGGGUCGUUUGUCUCGCCGAAGUGGACACCGCAAAUGGCUAACUCAUCCGAAAUCCUACAACACGUCUUAGAGACUCCUCCACAAUCUCCCCAUCCCAUCUCGUACCAGUUCCUUGUACCCAACCAAAGAGGCUUCGAUAAUUUCUUGUCCACAUAUUCUCGGCUGGGCUACGUCUCCAAAUCCUCUAAUUCAGAGGAAACUGCCGGGUACGUGGCCAAUGACAAACGCUUGCCUUCUGCAAUCGGAACCGUAGACGUCUCCCUCUUCACGGCCGCCACCGAAUCGUUCACCCAGAAGAACACAAACUGCAGCAUAUCCGAAUCACUAGACCGCUUCCGCCCGAUCGUCACGGCGGCGAAAGCGCUCGGACUUCCCGUCCGGGCAUACAUCUCCGUCGCCCUCGGCUGCCCGUACGAAGGACCCGUCGCACCACAAAACGUUUCCGAGCUCGCGAUCAAUUUGCUGGAAAUGGGGGCGGACGAGAUCUCCGUGGCCGACACCACGGGAAUGGGAACACCCACGACGACGCGGACGCUCUUGAAAACGCUCAAAGCCGCGGGGAUCGAAAUGCCGGAUAUCGCAUUGCAUUUCCAUGACACGUAUGGACAAGCGUUGCCGAACGCGCUGGUGUCGUUGGAGUAUGGCGUGCGGAAGUUCGAUGCGGCGGUGGCGGGGUUGGGGGGAUGUCCGUACAGCCCGGGCGCCACCGGAAACGUCAGUAGCGAGGAUUUGGUGUACAUGAUGGAGAGCCUGGGGGCGCGGACGGGGGUGGAUUUGGGGGCGUUGAGUGAGGUCGGCGACUGGAUUAGCCACGAAGUAGGCCGACGGAAUGAAAGCAGGGCGGGGAAGGCGCUGCUCGCGAAGAGGAAGAAG